GUCAAUUUUAUUUGUAUUGCCCAAUAUCAAAAAUUACAACCCAUUCAUUCAAUUCGGAGGGUGCUCCUGUUUUCAGCUACCAGAAUAUUUAACACAAGGGGGUGUUUUUAGCCCCGGGACAACCUCCCAUAGCUUUUUUGGGAGAUGUUCCAGUUUAGCAAGUACCCCAUGGACAUUUUAGAGAUGCUAAGUGGACACCAAGCCCAUCAAUUCAAAGGCCUUGGAUUAGAGCGUCAGCUAAGCCACCAACAGCAAGUCCAGCUACAGCAUCAGCAGCAGCUUCAGCAGCAGCACCAGCCGACUGCUGACACCUCCGGGAGUCUCCUGUCUGGCCUGGGCCUGAGUUCCCUGCAAGGGUCGCGGGGCAACGCCUUUGCUGACUCCUCAUCCAUCUUCGCCAAAAUGAGCGCCCCUCCCCCACCCAUCUCCCACCAGAGCCAGUCCUCGUCCUCGUCUCACAGCUCCAGGAAGUCCAGCAAGAUGAGCAGCGGUAGUGGGAGCUCAUCUUCUGGGUACCCCCAAUUCCUGCGUCCGUUCCACCCUGCAGAGGCAGCCUUGGCCCAGGAGCAGUUGCAUUCAGGGAUGGGGCGCUUUGACUUCAGCGGGAGCAGCAGUGGAGGGGGUGCAGGGGUCAUUGGUGGCGUUGUCACCUCCGCUCCCCCGCCCCCGCCACUGCACCCAGGCCUUUCAGUGCCCCAGCCCUCCCCAGGCCCGUCCUCCUCCUCCCCGUCUCCCUCAACCUCCACCUCAGCCUCCAAUAACCCCUCGGGCAGCACUGCCGUGCCCCUGGUUGGGCAGUCCGACCCACGCAGCCUUCAUCAACAGUUCAGCUGCAUGCUGGCAGCCAACCAGUACUUCUUAUCUGGCGUCCCCACCAACAGCAGCUUGGAGCAGUUCUUGGUCCAGCAGGGGACUCACAACCACUUGGGUCUGGGUCUGAGCCAGGGGGCCAGUGAGUCAAACUCGACUCUGGCCCCUCCACCUGCACUCCACUCCUCCCACAGCCACAGCCACACUACCCCACAGCCACAGCAGCAGCAACAACAGCUGGCACCUCAUGCCUUAUCUCACCCACACAGCCAUACUCACCAUCCGCACCCUCUCCACCCAGCACCCCAACCAGCCCCUCUGGGUGGCUUUGAUUUCCAAAGCAUUCCAGUCCUUUCUUCCAAUCAGAUUGCUACUCUGAUGCAGCAGGAGGCUGGACUUCCCCUUCCUUUGCCCCUCCACCUCUCCAUCUCUAAAGACGAGGUGGCCAAGGGAGGGGACAGCUCAUCCACCUCAGCUUCAAGUGGAGGGAGCCGGAGGAAGAAGGCAAUGGCCGGCUACCUACCCCAGAGGAAGUCAGACAGCGGCAGCCACAGCAGUCAUAGCCACAGCCAUAGCAGCAGCAGUGUCAGCAACUGCCACAACAGUAGUUCCAGUGGCCAAAGUCAGAACUCGUCAUCGGGCCUUGUUGGAGGGGGAUCCGGGGGUGUUGGGUUGAGCACCAUUGGAAGUGAGCCCCGGCACACUUCCCUCCUUUCCCCGUCCUCGCAGCAGCAGUCAUCUUCUACAGUGUCCUCCUCUUCAUCCUCUGCUCCCCCUCCCUCCAAUUCCACCUCAGUGCUUGUAGCCAACGGAAACCAACAGCUGCCCAAAUCCCAGGAGAGCCACAACUCCAUAGGGUCAUCUGGUUCCUCUGGCCAGCCGGAACCAGAACCUCUUUACCACUGUGGUGAAUGUGGGAAAACCUUCACCCACCUCUCCAGCCUGCGCCGCCACCUCCGCAGCCAUGGCCUGACGCCGGAGAGCAAAAGCAACAAGUCAAACCGGAACUCCCCAAGCCCAGAGAGAAUCUUCUGCUGCGGCGAAUGUGGGAAGGGGUUCAAGAAGAGGGGCCAUCUACUUCAGCACAGUGUCACCCAUUCACAGAACCGACCCUUUGUCUGCAGCAUCUGCCAAAAGUCCUUUAACCGCCGUGAGUCACUCACCCGGCACGAGAAGAUUCAUGAUGAGAAGCCUUUCCGCUGCCCAGCCUGUGGCCGCUGCUUCCGCGAAAGCACCUCGUUGCUCAACCAUGCAGCAUCAGGCACCUGCGGCAAGCCUCCUCGAAGCGCUAAGAACCGGGCCAGCACUGGAGGGAGUGGAUCGUCCAACCCAAGCAGCGGCAAAAUGGAAAGCAGCGGAGACGGCGCAGGAAUGUCCAAUGACAAAUAUGCCACAGAUUUUUCCAGAAACCGUUAUCAAAACCAGUCAUCCUACAACAGUGGUGUGGAUGACUACAGGAGAUCGCAGCCCUCAUCUCUCUAUUCCUCAGAGAGUUCCCUUGGCAAUGGGAUGGGCAGCCAGACCCUUAGGAAAGCCCCUUUAGCCCCUACUCUCCACCCCCACCCCCAGAAUCAACAGCACCACCACCAUCACCAACAGCAGCCCCACCUCCCCCUCUCUUCCUUGCUAGAUGACUCUGAGGAUGAGGUCACCAGCAGUGCCAUGUCUGCCAUUGCUGCAGCGGCGGCAGCCUCUUGCGACAUAAACACAGAGAGUCGGGAAGGGGAGAGAAGAGACAUUAUAGGAGGUCUUCUGGGAGGGCUUGGCUUCGGGAACAUUGGCGGUCCGUCAUCCACUUCUGGCAGCCUCAGCGGGUCCACCAUGCCGCUAACACACCCCAGUCAGCCCAAUGCCAAGCCCAAGAGGCCCAGGAAGCCCAGAGAGAAGAGAGACCCGGCGUCCAUAGUCAGAAGGAGGAGGAGCCCAGGACCACCUGGAGAUGGAUCAGAGAGGCCGUACGGGUGCCAGAUCUGUGGCAAGCGCUUCAGGAGAGCAGAGACCCUGCGCCGCCACAACCGUGUCCACACAGGCGAGAAGCCCCAUGCCUGCGAUGUGUGCGGGAAGACGUUCCGCGAGCCCUUCCAUCUCACGAAGCAUCUGACAGUGCACUCAGGUCAGAAAAAUUACAAGUGCAACCUGUGUGGGAAGGUGUUCGCCUAUGCCCAGAGCCUGGUGAGGCAUGGGAAGCUGCACCGAAAAGGGGAGAUAGACAACCAGGGCAGGAGGAUCAAAGGAGGAGCCAGCGCGAUAAGUCAGGUGGGCAACACAGGAAACUCUGACUACUACUCCUCUUAUUCCCAGGAGGAAAAGUCACCAACGUCUGGCACGCCCUCACAGAGGCUGUACACGUGCACAGUCUGCUGGAAGUCCUUCCGCCACCACUUCCACCUGACAGCGCACCAGCAGACGGUGCAUGGCGGGGGCGUGGGCCUGGAGAAGUCCUAUCGUUGUGAGGUAUGUGGGAAGGCAUUUGCCUACUCCAACAGCCUAGUCCGGCAUAAGCUUUCCCAGCAUAGUACUGAGCGUGACGGACAGCGCGUCAGCCAGCCACAGCCCUCAGGAUAUACCCCGCUCUUUUACGACUCCACGACCAGCUCUAACUAUGCGGGGUCAUCCCACAUGCAGCAUGGGGCCUCGGGCCAGCAGCACCCUUUUCACUACCGGUCAAAAAACUUUCAGAGGCGGCAUGGACAAACGAGAAAGCACCGGAAGAAAAAACGGCGAGUGGUGAUCCACAGUAUCAUGAGGGACGGGAAGCUGGUGGGCGUCCCCCUGAGUAAAGCGACCCGCAGGAAGCUGCUGCUGCUGAGGAAAAGAAGGGGCAAGCUGCAGGCACAAUUAAACAGAAAGAAGUUGCUUGCCCAGCUGAGGGUCAAGGGCAGCCUGAUGAAGGUGAAGACAUGGCUUGGAGGUGCCGUCAGAGUCACUGGGUUGACUUGUAUGGAAGUGCCCCUCAAGCGAUUCCCCUGCCCCAUCUGCCCAAGCACCACAUACGCCAAACAGGCUUUUCUAAUGAUCCAUCACAUCGUGAGGCACCCACCAAGGAACUCAGGCCGCCAAGCACGCCUGAAGUGCCAGGUUUGUGGAAAGCGCACCAGCACGUUAAGGAAAGCCUUAAAACACAGGGGCCGUCAUUUAAAACAAGGUGCAUUCCAAUGCCACAAAUGCCGCCACCGCUUCUGGAAUGGCAAGCUUCUGGCCCGCCACAGGUUCUCCUGCCGAGGAAUGACUGGGGGAGGGAGUGGAAACUGGGGGCUGAUGAAGAUGAAAUCUCCGUCUUCGCAGGACGGUAGUGGACAGCUGACAGACAGUGAGGGCCAGCCUCAGGUCCAGUCCCCAGACCAAAUGUCUGUCCCUGUUCUGGUCCAGCCUGAAAGAUCAACGGUUCUGACUGAAUACAGCCAGUAAAAUUCUUUUCUAGCCUAGAUUUUAUUUCUUUUUUUCAAAUAAGCCAAGAGGCAUCCAAGUGCUACCAGGUUUUUAACAAAAAGAUGAAGUGGGGAAAAAGGGGAAGUUUUAAUUGAACUACUAUAAUGUCCCCAGACUCCUACCUGAUGAAAUCUACAUCCAGUCCUAACAUACUACAACAGAGGUGGCUGUAAAAUUAGCUUGGACUUCAAAAGGCCCAUAAUAAGAAAUGCUCAUCCAUCUCUGUCUCCACUUCCCCAAAGGGGCGGUACUUUAGACCAUGUGACUAUUUUAAGUAGCGCCUGUGUCUGAAAAGAAAAUGCAUUCUUUCAGUUUCCCGUUUGUUUUUCCAUUUUUUUGUCCUUUUUUAUUAGCGGUGUUUGCGCUGAAGUUAUGGCUGCGUAUUCGUAGGAGUGAGGUACCGGUAGUACCUACGUGUUCUGUUUUCUGUUUUCACAUUAUUCACAGUUAAACGGUAUAGUUUGUCUCUUGUUCCGUACGUUUCUCUGUUCUGCGAGUGGAGAACCUCCCCCUCUGUUUUUUGAUACUCUCGAUGAAUUUGUCCCAAGAAAGGAAAGAAACUUCCUGCCCUCACUUAAUCCAUUCAGAACCAAGACUCGUUUGUUCUUGAUUUAGUUACCGAGUCACGGAACAUCGACUUUCUUCUUCGUGAAUUAACUUGUUGCUUUUACGACAAAAAGAAAAAAAAAAGUGUCUUCUCACAGAAACUUCGGAGAGCGGUUGAUGUUGUGCUGAAACUGACUGGGUCGCAGGAAACGGGGGUUGUAGAACGGAACAGAAAACGUGUUGGUGAUGAUGUUUUAAUGUACACUACUUGGGUCGUUUUUUUA
Messenger RNA from Lampris incognitus (smalleye Pacific opah), 5069 nucleotides. RefSeq names its product zinc finger protein 865 (gene znf865). The transcript has a single exon. Bases 145 to 4218 code for a protein of 1357 amino acids. The record is from RefSeq and is a predicted model, not a curated record. Gene Ontology annotation, molecular function: DNA-binding transcription factor activity, RNA polymerase II-specific; RNA polymerase II transcription regulatory region sequence-specific DNA binding. Lineage: Eukaryota; Metazoa; Chordata; Actinopteri; Lampriformes; Lampridae. Gene Ontology annotation, cellular component: nucleus. Gene Ontology annotation, biological process: regulation of transcription by RNA polymerase II.